Musa acuminata subsp. malaccensis (wild Malaysian banana) is the source of this 777-nucleotide messenger RNA. NCBI's taxonomy places the organism in Eukaryota, Viridiplantae, Streptophyta, Magnoliopsida, Zingiberales, Musaceae. The record is from RefSeq and is a predicted model, not a curated record.
GCAGAGGCACGCUUUUGCUCUAGCCGUGGCCUCGAUGGCAAUGGCGAAGGCGACGACUGCGAUAGCGCAAGCGGUUGCGAAGGUGGUUUGUCUCAUCAGGCCUUCUGCUAGCUUCGUCAAGGAGCAUUACGUCGCCAUCGUCAUCCAAACUGCCUUCGAGGUUAUUUGUGGAAGGCGAGGAGGGCUGCUGCAGGCUUUGAAGGGGCUCAUGAAGCUGCAGGCAUUGGUGAGGGGGCACAACGUCCGGAAGCAAGCCAACAUGACGUUGCGAUGCAUGCAAGCGCUAGUGAGAGUGCAGGCGAGCGUGAGAGACCAACGCAUGCGGCUGGCGCAGGAGUUGUCGGCAGCGGUUUCUCGCGGUAGCAACAAGUCCUCCUUCAACUGCUACACCUCCUUCUGGGAGUCCAAGCACCUCCAGGAGCUCGCAGAGAGGAGAUCCAUGGUAACUAACAUGUCCCUGAGAAAACCCAAGCUUUCUUUUCUCGUUAUGUGUCUUCCUUAUUUGGUGGAAUGAGCAGUCUGAGGGACGGGAGUAACUUUUAACAUUUAAGCUUACUAAAAUAUUAUGUGUUUAUAGAAUAUUUUUAACAUUUAAGCUUCUAAAAAUCAGAGUAUCAACCUAAAAAAAAUGAUCCAAAUGCUUUAGAACAACUUUCAUUACAUCCAGAUGGACCAUUAUAAUGACUUUUCUAAUUUAGAGAAUUAUUUCAAUAUUUUCUGAUUUAUUUAUAAAUUUGUAUAAUUUGUGACUUUUAGAAUUUCUUUAUAUUUUCUUCU